AAAUACAACAAUCAUCUGGAGAUUUCAAAGGCAAAAGUACUCAGGGAGCAAAACCAAAAGGAAAAAAAAAAUCAGAUUCUAAUACUGUGUUGUCUACAAAACUCAAAUCAUCAAAGUAUGUCUAGAGUGAAAUCUGAGCCGAUGAAGGUUGUCUUCAUUAACACACAGUACGUCCAGACAGAUGCUCGGAACUUCAAGACGGUUGUUCAAGAACUCACCGGUAGAAACGCCGUCGUCGCCGACGGUCCUUUUGAAAAUUCUGGCCACGGUUACGGUGGCAAAUAUUCAUCACAGCCGUUUUGCAACGGCGGAAGAGAUGCAGAAGGAGGUAUAGAGACGACGGAGUUCGAUAGCUUUUUCAGGGAGAUGCCUCCCGCCGGCGAAUUGUAUAAUCUAUUGGUCAGCAAUUGAGUAGUUAAUAUUCGUUUUUUUUUUUUGCAAAUUAGUAUAUUUCUCUUCUGGUUGUCAAUGCCCAUUGGGCUAAUGUUAGUAUCUUAAAGCCCUAAAUUACUUUAAUUAAUAGGCCCAUGUUAAACACGAGUAAUCCUUAGUUCGACUUUUGUUUUCUUUGUCGUCGAUCCUUAAGUUCCUUUAUUAUCCUUAGAUUUUGAUUCUUUUCAAAAGAAUUUGAUUUCUGUUUUUCGUUGUUUUAGUCUUGUUUUCAAGUGUUAAUGUAUAUAAAGACAUGUUAUGAUU
Eutrema salsugineum is the source of this 696-nucleotide messenger RNA. RefSeq names its product VQ motif-containing protein 1. Lineage: Eukaryota; Viridiplantae; Streptophyta; Magnoliopsida; Brassicales; Brassicaceae. The record is from RefSeq and is a predicted model, not a curated record. The transcript has a single exon. Bases 118 to 411 code for a protein of 97 amino acids.